AGGCUGCUUGGAAGGCGAAGGCUGCGAUCGACCCAACAUCUCGCUGCCGAAGAGUCAGGAAGCCUUGAUCCGGGAGGCCGCCUCUUGGGGUUUGCCAGUGGUGCUGGUGCUCGUGAGCGGAGGAGCCUUGGACAUCUCGAGCAUCCAGGACUUGGUCUCGGGCGUCCUUUGGAUGGGUUAUCCUGGGCAGAUGGGUGGCAAGGCCUUGGCGCAGCUACUGGUUGGUGAGGUCUCGCCCAGUGGGCGUCUCUCCCAGACCUUCUACAGGGAGGAGUACUUCCAGCACGUGCCCAUGCAAGACUACAGCUUUCCUGCUCGCGCAGACUAUCCAGGGCGAGGCUAUCGCUUCGUCGAGGACAAGUGGGUUCUCUACCCUUUCGGCUUUGGCCUCUCCUACGACACCUUCUCGUACACGUGGGUCGAGCAGAAGGAGAAGGCCUUGGAAGAGGACCGCAGGAGCCGCAGCUGUCGCUUCCAGGUCCAGGUCUCCUCCCGUGAGGGUACGGGCAGUUCGCUGCUGUUCUUCCUCCGGCCUCCGGCGGAGGUGGCUGGGGUCGACGGGAUGCUGCGCAAGAAGCUGGUGCACUUCGAGCGACUGCCGCCCGCCAGGUCGCAAGUGGUCUCUGUGCGGCUGACGCCCAAGGACUUCCGCCUCUUUGCGGGCACCGAAGCAGAGAAGAGGCUGAUCACUGGGAGGUGGACCUUAGAAGUGAAUCAGCCGACAGAUCUGAGCCAAGUGAUCCAUGUGACCAACCAUGGCUGUAUGGCGGGAGAGGGGCCGAUCUUGCUGUGACCUGGAGAGGCAAAGGCGGGUGUAAAGAUGACCAGACAACGUGGCCCGGUUUUGAUUCUGCAUGGCCCCCACGAUACCGCAGGGGCGAAUUCCAGAAUUUUUGGCAGCCAGACAACAUUUAGGCCGAGGGGAUGUACUUUGAUGGGCGCAUGAGUCGCCAUCCCCGGAACCGACCAUCGAGGUCGGCUGCACAUUUGCGGUAGUAUAGGCGGCUAGGCGAAUUCAUCGCAGCGAUCGAAGGGACAGGAGCUGCGAGCUGCAAUCAAGCUCAAAAUACAAUGUCUUCAUUCCUUCUGUUGCCUGAUUUGGCAUCUUUGGCAUUUUUGUCGCCUUCCUUUGGCUUCCCUUAGUAUCCUUGAGCUUCACUGAAUGAAACACACAUGUUGCAGUAACCCUGCCGAAGACUGCAUGAUCAUACCUCCUUUCGA
Molecule: messenger RNA, 1221 nt
Organism: Durusdinium trenchii
Lineage: Eukaryota; Dinophyceae; Suessiales; Symbiodiniaceae
Source: the annotation of a GenBank genome assembly